Messenger RNA from Bradysia coprophila, 2385 nucleotides. RefSeq lists its product as uncharacterized. The record is from RefSeq and is a predicted model, not a curated record. NCBI's taxonomy places the organism in Eukaryota, Metazoa, Arthropoda, Insecta, Diptera, Sciaridae.
AAAUGUUUAUCGAACUGAAAUUUUUCGCCUAAGCAAUCUUUUCUUGAUAUGGACGUUUAUCGUAAAGAAAAAAUUCGUCAUUGAAAAUUAAAAAAUUUGUUGUCUAAUUAGUGAAUGUUUAGUAUCACACAAAAUGUCCAAAACUGACGAAACAGCCGACAAGUCGGAUAGCAUAUCGAUGCACGAUUUUUUGGAUUUCCUUAAAAUUAGUUGCCAGUUGAAUGAGUCUAUAAGUGAAACUAUUGAUAAAACCGAUAAGAAGGUCGACUACGAUCAAUUGGCGAAAAAUGAAUUGAUUCAUUCCAUUUUGGAUAAAUGCCAGGCGAACAAUCCAAAUGUGAAUGGGCCUGGUGAAAAGGUAGAGACGACUACAGGAUCGUGCGACAAAAAAGCUAAUAAGCGUCGGUCCAGUCGGAAAAGUAAGGACGAGACAAAGCCAUCUCUGGAUCCAUCGUUGAGUGAAAAAUUGGAUGAAGUUAUUGACGAGGGAAUUCUAGAUUCUGUCUUACCCUUUCUAUGCAAUUCGAAUAACCAAUCGGCGAGCACAGUCACCGUAACAGCAACUCAUACAUGUCCAGCAAAAUCGAAAACAUCGGCGAGUACCAUAAAUAUUGGCACCAAUGUGCUAAACAAACCCGAUGCAUCGAAUUUGAAAGUUCAAUCUGAGACCGUUGUAACUAACAAAACCAGCAAGGAUACUAGUGGUACCAGUAAAUUAAGACGAAAGUCCGUUCUUCCAUCAAAUUCAACGGCGGCAGAGUCAGAAGUGGUGAUCCAUGUUUGCGAUGAAGUCAAGGGCGUUUCUCGUGACUUCACAUGUCCUCAAAAAUUGUUGGUAGCAAAAAUGGGCUACUUUGCAGAUGUAACUGCCGGUCAGCGUUUGGAGGAUAUGGAUAUAUCGGUACACUGUGACUUACAAAUAUUUGAGUGGUUAAUUCGAUGGGUGAAACGUGAAUCUACUUCCCAAGAAACUUGGUGCUCCUUGGAUCCCACAAAUGUAGUGCCAAUUUUAGUAUCGGCUAGUUUCCUACAGAUGGAACCGCUACUUGUUGACUGCUUAUCGUUUUGUCAUGCCAAUCUGAACGAUGUUGUAAAGGCGUCGGCUAAUCUCUCUUGUCUCAAUGAUAGCAUCAUAUCCCGACUGGCUGCAAUGUUUACGAACACUGAAUUGGAAAUGGUUAAAGAUAAAAAGGAAAGAGUAACUCCCCGACUGUGGACGAAAUUAAUACAAAGCCUAUGUGAACCAGAGUCUGAAGUAUUACGCGGUCAUUUUGCGAGCGCUGCUGAUCUUUACCGAUGCAACCGUUGCUUCAAGCAUGUAACACAUUCCGUGAGCUCGUACAUCCAUUGCAUUCCGACGAAUCUGCGACUGAAUCGAUGGGGUCAAACAAUCAGUCAACAUACUCGAGAUUUGGCAUGGAACAUUACAAGCCACGUAUCGGCUUUGUACAAGGAACUGAAGUCAUGGAGAAAAGUUUACUGGAGGUUGUGGGGAAAUUGUCACUUCCUCUUUUGUUCAACAUGUGAAACCCAUUUCCCAGUCUACCAGAUGAAUUGGUGCUUAUAUCAUCCCGACCAACCGCAAUUUCUUGGUCCAGUUACUGAGGGCCGCAUGGCUGGACCUUCAGGUCGUUAUCCUUGUUGUGGUCAACAAGCAUUUAGAUACGAAACUUUGCCGGGGCCAAUGGGUUGUCAAUACCGUGAGCACACCAUACACACCGAUUCCGAUCGUGACCGAGCUAUUCUAAGUUUGGUUCAUUUAGCAGAAAUUGGUGGAUGUCUUUAUGAUGCAGCUCCAACACGAGUAAAUGGUGCUAGUGUUAACGAUCCAUGGUGGAACGGAAUCACACUGGCACCAUCUCGAGAGAAGCAAGGAUUGUUGCCGAAUUUUAACGUUAACUUUGAUGCUGAAACCCGUUACAAGCAUCCACGAAAACUUACAGCGAAAAUGUCAUUCAUGGACUCCAGUAGUGAGACGGAUACGAGUGAAAACAACAAAAAAUAUCCAAUGAGUAAACAGUUCUCAACGAGCAGCGAUGGUUGCGAAUCAGACGAUUACAGCAGUCCCAGGCCAGUUGUUAGCCGAUCAAGUCGACGAAAAGCUAAAGUUUCCGGCCGACAUUGGGCUGGAGAUUUAUCGGCCAGAUCGAAUCAAGAUAAUCAACGAGAAUUCGAAGAGAGAGCAAUGAAACAAGUUAUAGCGCUGGUGGGAAAGAAAACUGGUAGUGAUCUGAAUAUGCAGUAUCAAACGCAUCAACAGGGUGGAACUUAUAUGCGAUUGGAGGCGGAGUGGAGAGAAAGCUUAAAGCAACGAGCUGCGUCAAAGCCAAAAAAUACUAAAUAAAUUGCGAGUAGUUUGAGAAAAAUAAAAAAAGCUGCAAAAAA